This is a messenger RNA of Panicum hallii, 993 nucleotides long. RefSeq lists its product as uncharacterized. The record is from RefSeq and is a predicted model, not a curated record. NCBI's taxonomy places the organism in Eukaryota, Viridiplantae, Streptophyta, Magnoliopsida, Poales, Poaceae. The coding region runs from base 97 to 816 and encodes 239 amino acids. The transcript has a single exon.
GACACCUCGUGCAGGGACACGCGCGCGCUCGAUCUCGCACGGAUCAUCAUCAGUUUCAGUUUCACGCGGCGAUCAGCUCGCGCGCUUGGGCAAACCAUGUCCGCUUGCUUCGGCGCUGUGCCGACGGGGGCCAGCUACCGCUCGUCCUCGCGGCGGCCGGGUGGCGGCGGCAGGAGGCCGUGGCGGUGGUGGCGCGCCAAGUGCGCCGGCAUCGCCGCGGCCGUCGGGUCGAGGAUCCGGAGGUCCAUCAGGGGCAUCGACGGCCGCCGCCACCGUUGGCGCGCGACGCCGUCGUCGUCCUCCGUGCACGCGCAGAGCGGCCGGUGGUGCCACCACCGCCGGAGCUUCGCGCCGGUCUACGUCGACGAGCUCUACAGCCACCACCACCAGCCAGCCAAGGCCGCCCUCCGCGUCGUGCGGGCGGAGGAGUCGCCGAGCGCCAGCGACGACGCCAAGCUGACAGCGGCCGUAGCGGCGCCACCGCCCGUCGCGCACGCCGCCGUUCGCGCCAUGGGCAGCAAGGCCGCCGACGCCAGCAGUGUCCCUGCACGCGCGGGCGCAGCAGCUGGCAACGGCGCGCGUGCCAGCAGCGGCAAGCAGCAGGCCGCUGCCGCGGGUGUUGUUGGCGGCGCGAUGAGAAACGUGCUGCUGAGGAGCCCCGGCAGCAUGGGCGGUGGCGUGCUCGGGGUGGUGAAGGGGAUGGGGGAGGUGGACCUCAGGGCCGAGCUCUUCAUCAGGAAGUUCAAGGAGGACAUGCGGCUGCAGAGCCAGCGCUCGGCCGAGGAGUUCCAGGCCAUGCUCGCCAGGGGCCUAUGACAUUUCACUAUUUGCUUUGCUCGCCAUCAUUACUAUUACUUAGUAGCAAAUUAGCAUAGCGUAGGGGAUUAUUGAUCAAAUGGUGUUCAUAGCUAGUAGCAGUUUGGAUAAAAUUUGUGGUUUUAAAAAAAAGGAUUUGGAGGCAAGAUGAUCAUAUUGUGAGAGCCAGAUUUCAUU